GCGGCUGUCGCCGUGGCAACGCGGCGCUGUUGGGCGGCGGGCGCGGGCGGCAGGUGCCUUGAGAAGCAAUGGCCACAGCGGCUCUGCUGAACUCAGCACCAUCUCCUCUCUGCUUCCCUUCAAGCACAGCAGCCUCCUUCCUGUGGUCGGACACCACCACCAUGCACGUCACCAGGCCAAAAUCUGCCAAGGGGCGCACCAGGUCCAGCUUCAACUACUCUCAGAGCACGGAGGCCUGUCCUUGCCACGUGCCAUCUUCACCUCCACCACCAGCUCCUCACCAGCUAGUGAGCAGCCGGAGAGCGUUGUUCAGGAAACCAGCAUUCCCAACCAGCCAGGUGUCUCCUGAGGAGAUCCCAGAGCUCCUGCAGCACGUGCCUUUGAGGACCUCCUCUUCCCUGAACAAGUACAGGGUGCUCCCCUCCAUCGGCUGCAAGGGCGCAGGGAGCAGCACUGUGGAAGCAGUGGCUGAACAGACCGACCGGCUGACGGUGAGUGGGAAGCGGGAAGACAUUCCAAAAGGGAAAACUCUUCCUGGAGAACAAGGAUCUGCCAGCAUGUUGUUGGAGAGCUCACACAAGCAAUGUCCUCCUGAGAAGCCAGGAGGGAGAAUGAGCCCUUCAACAUCAGCUUUGGGAGGUUUGGAAGAGCUGCCAAAGGAAGAGCCGCACUUGCUGCUCGCUGUUCGCUCGCCCUCCGGGCAGAGGUUUGAACACCAUUUCCAGCCCACUGACAGUCUGCAGACGGUCCUUGCCAUGGCAGAGCAGAAAACGUCAGCCACGUACAAGCGCUGCAGUGUUGAAACGAUGGAGGUGCCCCGCAGGAGUUUCUCUGACCUGACGAGGUCCCUCCAUGAGUGUGGGAUCCUGCACAAGUCUGUGCUGUGCAUCCGACAGAAGGAGCAGCACGAUGCUGACCUUUAGGGUCCUUCUGCUGAGUGGGAUCCAUCACUUCACCUGAAAACUCAAGAGUUUGAUGUUUCCUGGGCCUACUUCUUCAUCUUGUCACCUUCCAGACCCUCCCUGGGAAGCAGACUUGUGUAUAUGUGUCGAGAUGGUGUUUCAGGUGUAUGUACCUGCUACGUAAACAGCACCUUUGUCCACGUGUGCCAUCACAAAUUGCUUCCUGAGCACCACCCCCCUUCGUUUGUUUGAAGUUGCUGAUGUUUUCCUCUGAAGACUGAUGUUUCCAAGAGUCCUCCAUUUGUUCUUUCCAGUGUUUUGGGAAGGUACCACUUCCCACAGUGGAUCUGGAUGCAGAAGCACCUAUUGGGGAAGGUAGAAAGGGAACUGGUUUACUCUGAAGGACCAUCUUCAGUGGGUUAUCAUCAUCCUGAACACCUCGAGAGUGACUGAGAUGGAGCUCAAGCCCCCAAACCAUCCAGAAACAACUGUAAUAACCUGUUAAUGCAUGAUGGUGAAGUAUUAAAUGGCUUGACUGAUGGUGAAACACUUGGGGGGCUCAGCCCUCAGUAACCUCAGUGCAGCUUUGAGGAGUGUGACUACAUCGUCCUUUUUGGAACAAACAGUUGUUAUUUUGCCUGUGUUGGUGAGCACCAGGAUUUUCCACUUAGUUUUCCUUCUCUCCUCCAACUCGUGUGAUCCAUAGGUAAGAAUAGAUGGAUAGUUAUGGUGGGAUGUUACAAAACACUUCCAUUUAGCCCCUUUACACUGAAAUGAGUUAGGCCAAGAAAGCAAGUGCUGCCUUGGGAUUUGCCUGAGGACUGGGCUCAUGCAGCAGAGCAGGUUUUACCAAACCAUCGUUAAAUAAAGGCUCACGGGGUGAUUUUAGCAGGUUUUAGUCAGUACAACAUGUUUGUGCUAAACAAACCGGAUCUUCUAGGUUUCUAAUGGAACUUCUUACGGUUCAGUGCCAAACCAAUCCAGAGCAGUAGAACCAGAGCAGUGGCAGAAUGCUGGUGCUGGCAUUGACCAAGUGCAUCUUGUCCUAAAGCAAGUGUCCAGUGGCUCCCUACACAUGGUACCUGGUGAAAUGGUGUGUGUUUGUUACCUACUGCUGCAGGUGGCUGUGCAGCAGCAACCCUGGUGGCUUCAGGGAGGGAGCAGGACAGUGAAACAUCUGGGUUUCAAUGUCUUUUAGGCAAACCUCAGUGGGGGGGAGCAAAGUAUUUCACUGUGUUUCAGGAACAGGAGCUGGUUUGUGUGUCUCAUUCAGUGUCAGGUGAUUAACUCCCUCCUCCUCGUGGUGUGUGUGUUACUGCUGCAUUUCAGAGUGUUUUCAUGCUGUGUGGUAGUGCAAUCAAUAAAACCUUUUAGGCUGAAA
Messenger RNA from Strigops habroptila (Kakapo), 2283 nucleotides. It is a transcript of the gene UBXN10, whose product is annotated as UBX domain protein 10. NCBI's taxonomy places the organism in Eukaryota, Metazoa, Chordata, Aves, Psittaciformes, Psittacidae. Gene Ontology annotation, molecular function: protein binding. The record is from RefSeq and is a predicted model, not a curated record. Bases 69 to 923 code for a protein of 284 amino acids. The transcript has 2 exons.